This is a messenger RNA of Prunus armeniaca (apricot), 624 nucleotides long. NCBI's taxonomy places the organism in Eukaryota, Viridiplantae, Streptophyta, Magnoliopsida, Rosales, Rosaceae. The record is from the annotation of a GenBank genome assembly.
AUGCCUUCAGAUUCAUCACUCUUUCUCCUGCUUUUCUUCUCCGUAGCCUUCGCUCUGCUCUCAGUAGGCCACGCCACAAUCCAAAGCGAUGAAAGCGAAGGGAUUGGGCGCAGAGCGCUGCUGAGUCUAAAAGAAACCCCUCGUGGAAGUAACACUACCUUCGAAUGCUCUCCAGCUGGUCCUUGCGUUCCUUGCCUUUACUCUGAGAAGAAGGAUGAGAAAUAUCGCUGCAGUGAGACUGGCUAUCGCAUCCCUUUGAAAUGUGUGGAAACUAAACGUAGUUCGAAGGAUGAAAAAGCAAACGGUUCUCAAAAGAGUCGAUCUACUCUGGAGAUCUAUCACAACGAUGCAGAAUUGCAUAAUGCGGAAGAACUCGGCACUUCUGUAAAGCAUAGAAGUUUGCUUGAUGAUUCAGCCACACUAGAGGAUGGACCACAGGCUUACAUUACUUACAGAAGCUGUAUCCCAGCAGUUAGUGAAGAGAAGCUGUCAGUGCUUGGUUUUGAGGUGAUUGUGCUGUUCUUCUUACUCAUCAGCGGUUCGGUUGUAUACUUGAGAAGAAAGCAGACUGUUUCCAUGACUGGAUUUGGAGCAGGGCGAAUUCAGAGCAACUCUAGGUUUUAA